AUGGUUCAGGGCUCCCUCCCCGGAUUUCCUGCGGGGCCGGGGCGGGUGCGGGGCCCGAACCUCAGCGCUCCCGGAGUCGCCGAUCGCUUCCUGCCCGGGCUGGGGCUGCUCCGGCCCGACCCCGACUGCUCCGACCCCGCAGAGCCCGACAGAGAGCGGCGGGCAGCGGACACUGGACACUGGAGACUGGACACUGGACACUGGACACUGGACAGUGGAGACUGGACAAUGGCUUGCUAUGGAAUUGUCCAGGUUCCCACCGGCCCCUGGUUCUGCCGGAAAUGCGAAUCCCAGGAAAGAGCCGCCCGGGUGAGGUGUGAGCUGUGUCCCCACAAGGAUGGAGCCCUGAAGCGCACGGAUAACGGGGGCUGGGCCCACGUGGUGUGCGCUCUGUACAUCCCGGAGGUGCAGUUCGCCAACGUGCUCACCAUGGAGCCCAUCGUGCUGCAGUACGUCCCCCACGACCGCUUCAACAAGACCUGUUACAUCUGCGAGGAGCAGGGCCGGGAGAGCAAAGCGGCCUCGGGAGCGUGCAUGGCGUGCAAUCGGCACGGCUGCCGCCAGGCCUUCCACGUCACCUGCGCGCAGAUGGCCGGGCUCCUGUGCGAGGAGGAAGUGCUGGAGGUCGACAACGUCAAAUACUGUGGCUACUGCAAGUACCACUUCAACAAAAUGAAGACCUCCCGGCAUUCCGGGAGCAGCUCCUUCCUCGCGGGCCGGAGGAGCCGCUCGGCGUCCCCCACGCAGGAGAAGCUCCUGUCCCACCACGAGAGACCCAAGAAGAGCCGCAAGGACAAGGAGAGACCAAAACAGAAGCACAAGAAGCGUCCGGAGUCUCCGAGCAGCCUCCCCACGGCCCCUGUGGCUGUGGCCGCUGACAAGGGCUCCGGAGGCCACCACGAGGCCACCAAGGACACUUUGGAGGYGGCCAGGGCCGAGGCCAAGGGCAGGAAAUCCUCGAGCCAUGGCAGCGGCCACAAGGGCAAGAAGACGGGAAGCGGGAAAAGCUCGGCCGGGUUCGGCUCAGCCACGUCCGGCAGCAGCUUCCAGCCCGCGGGUCCCUCCUGCAGCAGCCUGGGCUGCUCCCCGGACUUCGUGACCUUCCCCAAGCUGGAGCAGGAGGACGAGAAGUUCCGCAAAGCCGCGUCCUCGUCCUCGUCCUCGCGCUGCUCGCCGCUGGCCGAGGGCCCCGCCAAGGGCGACACCUUCGAGCAGAAAGUCAUCUUCUCCGGCUUCGGCUCCAUCAUGCGCUUCUCCACSGCGGCCGUGGGCCAGCAGCGCGCCCGCGACGCCUCCCCCGUGGACUACAAAGCCCCCGGCGCCCUCGGCGGCCCCGCGGGGGCCAGCGGUGGCCACAAGCGAAUGCCGUCGCUCAGCGCCGAGGAGGGGGAGGUCCUCAAGGAGAAGAAGCACAAGGGCAGCAAGAAGAACAAGCACGGGCCCGGCCGGCCCAAGGUGGGCAAAGGCAAAGAGAUUUUGGGGGCCCAGCUGGCCGGGUCCACGUCCACAUCCUCGUCCCCCUUCUCUGGGGGGUCCCUGGUGAGCUCCAGCAUUGGGAAUUCCGCCCGGAGUUUCAGCCACCCCGGGAGUCUGCCCAGCCUCAGCGUGGAGUCGCCGCUGCUGGGUUCAGGGAUCUACACGAGCAACAAGGACCCGAUCUCGCUGGGCGGAGCGGCGCUGCGGGCGGGGAGCAGCACCCCGCUGCCCUCGGGGCUCCUGGCGCACCGCUCGCCCUUCGCCGGCUCCAUCGCCGCCUCCUCCGCCGCCUCCGGAGCCACCACGCAGGUGUUUUCCUUGGCAGGUUCCACGUUCAGCCUCCCUUCCUCGCACAUUUUUGGGAGCCCCCUGACGUCCGGGCUGUCCCUGAACCCACUCCURGGCCAGCCGGAGAGCAGCCGGGCAGAGCCGGACCUGGAGGAUUGCGGCUUUGGCUGCCGAGGGACGUCCCCGCAGGAGAGCCUGUCCUCCAUGUCCCCCAUCAGCAGCCUGCCCACCCUCUUCGACCAGACCGUGUCGUGCAGCAGCAGCGGGCAGCUGGACAAUGUCCCCCAGGCCACCCCCAACAUCGAGCAGCUCCUGGAGAAGCAGGGCAAUGGCGAGGCCGGCGUCAACAUCGUCGAGAUGCUGAAGGCCCUGCACUCGCUGCAGAAGGAGAACCAGCGGCUGCAGGAGCAGAUCAUGACGCUGACGGCCAAGAAGGAGCGGCUCCAGCUCCUCAAUGUCCAGCUGUCCGUCCCCUUCCCCGUGGUGACCAGCAGCAACGGCCCGGGCAGCCAGGCCCAGUACAUCCUCCCCGCCAACGUGUGCACCAGCGACUCGCUGAGCAUCAGCAAGAGCCCCCCGUGCAAGAACAGCUUCGGCAUCGAGAACUCGCUCUCCACGUCCUCCGAGGACCCUCACUCAGGGUGUCCCAGCAGGAGCAGCUCCUCCCUGUCCUUCCACAGCACGCCCCCGCCCCUGCCCAUGCUGCAGCCCAGCCCGGCCGCGCUGCCCCUGCCCCUGCCCGGGGCGCAGCAGGUGAACGGCCUGGCCAGGGCGGCCGGCGGGGCGCUGGCAGGAGGCUCCGGCGGCGGCCACGGCCUCUCGGCGCUGCCCGUGGUGGACGGCCUGCUGGGCAGCCUGGCCGGAGCCCAGCAGAUGCCCCUCAACGGGAUCCUGGGGAGCCUGAACGGAGCCCAGCCCGCCCAGCCUCCGAGCGCGCCGGCCCCGGCCAGCGGGCCCCCGGCCCUGCAGCUCUCCAGCGGCCUGAGCAGCAUUCCCAGCCUGAGUCCCCUGACGGAGCAGCAGCGGCACGUCCUGCACCAGCACGAGCAGCAGCUGCAGCAGCUCCAGCAGCUCCUGACUUCCCAGCCCCUUAACCCGGAGCAGCAGGCGCUGGUGUUCCAGAUGAUGCAGCAGAUCCAGCAGAAGCGGGAGCUGCAGCGGCUGCAGAUGUCCGGCUCGUCCCAGCUGUCCAUGAGCGGCCUCCUGGCCGCCACCUCGGCGCCGCUGCACUCCAGCCCCAGCGCCCUGAUGACCUCGGCGCCCCCGGCUGCCCCCGGCAGCAGCUCCCUGCUGGUGGCCUCGCUGUCCCCCGGCAGCGCCCUGCUGGCCCCGCAGGCCACGCCACCGCUCAGCGCCGCCGGGAGCCUGCUGGGCUCGGGCUCGGCCGUUCCCCCCGUGCUCACGGCACAGCCCAACCCCUUCCUCAGCCUGCAGCCCGACGGCAGCGGCCCCAAAGCAACGAGCAUCAAUGACAAGGGAGCUCCUCUCACGCAGGACAAGGGCUAAGCCCCGGCCCCGAUGGAGCCAACGCCAACUCCUCUUCCCACGGGAACGCGGCUUUUCCAGAGCCGACCC
This is a messenger RNA of Malurus melanocephalus (red-backed fairy wren), 3339 nucleotides long. RefSeq names its product MLLT6, PHD finger containing (gene MLLT6). Gene Ontology annotation, molecular function: histone binding; nucleosome binding. Gene Ontology annotation, biological process: regulation of transcription by RNA polymerase II. The record is from RefSeq and is a predicted model, not a curated record. Bases 1 to 3270 code for a protein of 1089 amino acids. Gene Ontology annotation, cellular component: nucleus. Lineage: Eukaryota; Metazoa; Chordata; Aves; Passeriformes; Maluridae. The transcript has 20 exons.